This is a messenger RNA of Manihot esculenta (cassava), 1013 nucleotides long. RefSeq names its product polcalcin Ole e 3. The coding region runs from base 541 to 795 and encodes 84 amino acids. Gene Ontology annotation, molecular function: calcium ion binding. The record is from RefSeq and is a predicted model, not a curated record. NCBI's taxonomy places the organism in Eukaryota, Viridiplantae, Streptophyta, Magnoliopsida, Malpighiales, Euphorbiaceae. The transcript has a single exon.
UAUUUCAUUAAUCAAGCUACUAAUGGACCAUGAAGCGUGUAGUUGCCACUCAAUCUUAAAACCGAAGCCCUGAUCUUGGGCAUUGUAUUUAGACAUGAAACUUGUACUGGUUUUUCCAAAUAUUCCAAAACAAAAUAUUAUCCUUCAUCAUUUAAUCUAUCCAUAAAAAAGUAACAGAGAUAAUUCAUUGUGUUGGAUCAUGAGGCAAACUAAUGUAAUAACUCAUUUAUCCGUUAAUACUAUUAUUUUAUAAACUUGCUUCAUCAUUCACAUGUUUUACUAAAUUUUCUGAAAAAUUGUUAGAAUAAUUGGUCCAAUUCAACUUACAACACUAGUGAGCAAAAACGGUUGAGAAGUUUGAGGUUAUCCAUUCCUAUUUUUUGCAUCCGAUUUCAAAUGCUGACCUUACAUACGAAACUCUAUCUCUUUUAGAAACCAAAUUCUUACUGAUCUCUCAAUCAUUCACAGAGUAAUUCACUAAAACAAAAAAGAAAAAAAAACAAAACCAAAUUACACAUUCACCACUUGGACCUUAAAACCAUGGCUGAUGAAGCUCAGGAGAAGGCUGAACAUGAUCGCAUUUUCAAGCGCUUCGACUUGAACGGAGACGGCAGGAUCUCUGCCGCAGAGCUAGGUGACUGCUUGAAGACCCUUGGUUCAGUCACCCCGGAUGAGAUCCAGCGUAUGAUGGCAGAGAUUGAUACUGAUGGUGAUGGAUACAUAUCAUAUGAAGAAUUCACAGAUUUUGCCAUGGCCAACCGUGGCCUAAUGAAGGAUGUGGCCAAGAUAUUCUAAUGUCACUAUUAACCCAUCAACUUCUUUCCUCUAUAUUCAAUGUCUUGUGUUCUCACUAGGAAGUUGUGAUUCAUUCCUGGAUUCUGAUAGGAACACAGGACUCCCACAUUGCUUUUCAUUUUGACAAUGUUGUUCUGGUAGUUAAACUGUAACUACUCGUCUUGUCUUGUCUUCUAAAUUUUUCUAUAUUUGAAUUCCUUUUUUUUUUUUUUUAUCUC